AAGACAAAUAGUGUGGUCAAUGACCACUACCCCCCUAUAUGUUGGGUUAGGAGUUCUACUCAUUCUGCAUCGCUGAGAUACAGAAGUUUUGUCUUCGAUGGAAACUGUAGAAGCUGGUCAUGAUGAUGUUAUUGGUUGGUUCGAGCAUGUAUCGGAGAAUGCCUGCAAGGUUCAAAGCGAGACUCUGCGCCGGAUUCUUGAGCUCAACUCUGGAGUGGAGUAUCUGACGAAAUGGCUUGGAACUGUUGAUAUAGAAAAGAUGGACGAUUAUACCUUGGAAACUCAUUUUACUUCCUUGGUCCCUAUUGUCUCACAUGCUGAUUUAGAUCCUUAUAUUCAAAGAAUAGCAGAUGGAGAGACUUCUCCAUUGCUUACACAAGAACCCAUCACUGUUUUGUCCCUCAGCUCUGGAACAACAGAAGGAAGACAAAAGUAUGUUCCGUUUACUCGCCAUAGCGCGCAAACUACUCUUCAGAUUUUCCGAUUAUCAGCGGCUUACAGAUCAAGGUUUUGUCCAAUAAGGGAAGGAGGGAGGAUUCUUGAGUUCAUAUACGCGGGGAAGGAAUUUAUGACGCAAGGAGGGUUGACAGUAGGAACGGCCACAGCACAUUACUACGCGAGUGAAGAGUUUAAAACUAAGCAGGAGACAACAAAGUCCUUCACUUGUAGCCCACAAGAGGUCAUCUCGGGAGGUGAUUUUGGGCAGUGCACGUAUUGUCAUCUCCUACUUGGUCUCCAUUACUCCAGCCAAGUAGAGUUUGUCGCCUCUGCUUUUUCAUACACCAUUGUCCAAGCUUUCUCCUUUUUCGAAGACAUCUGGAGAGAGAUUUGUGCUGACAUCAAGGAAGGCAAUCUCAACUCAAGAAUCACUCUGCCCAAGAUGAGGAAAACUGUAUUGGCUCUGAUCAGACCAAACCCGUCUCUAGCUUCCCAUAUCGAGGAGAGGUUCCAUGCUGCCGUACCUGAAAAAACUGAGGCAUUACGCUGGCAGUUUGCCUCUGGUGAGCGCAGAUUAUGGGUCAACCGAGAGCUGGAUCGGUGUGAACGUUGAUCCUCAUCUUCCCCCAGAAGAUGUGACCUUUGCCGUGAUUCCAACUUUUAGUUACUUCGAGUUUAUACCACUUUACAGGCGCCAGAAUGAAUCAGACAUAGGCAGUGACGGUGACUUUGUCGAAGAGAAACCUGUUCCACUUUCACAAGUCAAACUCGGACAGGAGUACGAACUUGUUCUUACCACCUUCACAGGUCUCUAUAGGUACAGAUUAGGAGACGUUGUUGAAGUAACCGGUUUUCACAAAGGCACACCGAAGCUAAGUUUCAUAUACAGAAGAAAACUCAUCUUAACCAUCAACAUUGAUAAGAACACAGAGAAGGAUCUUCAGAGAGUGGUUGAUAAGGCGUCUCAGCUUCUGAGUCGAACCACACGAGCAGAAGUUGUUGACUUUACAAGCCAGGCAGACGUUAUUGCUCGUCCCGGUCACUACGUCAUCUACUGGGAAAUCAGAGGAGAAGCAGAAGAUAAGGCUCUUGAAGAAUGCUGCAGAGAGAUGGAUACUGCUUUUGUGGACUAUGGUUACGUUGUGUCGAGGCGCAUGAACUCGAUCGGACCGCUCGAGCUACGAGUUGUGGAACGAGGCACGUUUGGGAAAGUGGCGGAACGGUGCGUUGGGAAAUGCGGUGGCUUGAACCAGUUUAAGACUCCUAGGUGUACGACCAAUUCGGUUAUGCUUAACAUACUUGAUGAUUCUACUAUCAAGAGAUUUCGCAGUUCGGCUUAUAACUAGAAAACCUGAUUUCUAAAUUUAGUUUUGGUGUUUUUAUCUUUCUGAAUCUGUGGCGGCUGUGUUAAUGUACGCAGAUUUGACCAUUUACAAAUGAAGAAUAAAGUAACUAAAUUUAGUAA
Molecule: messenger RNA, 1903 nt
Organism: Camelina sativa (false flax)
Lineage: Eukaryota; Viridiplantae; Streptophyta; Magnoliopsida; Brassicales; Brassicaceae
Source: RefSeq, a predicted model, not a curated record